Molecule: messenger RNA, 1505 nt
Organism: Microbotryum saponariae
Lineage: Eukaryota; Fungi; Basidiomycota; Microbotryomycetes; Microbotryales; Microbotryaceae
Source: the annotation of a GenBank genome assembly
AUGGCGGUAGCGCUGCCGGCGCGCCGCCCAAGUCCGGGGCAGCGAAUCGAUUUCCCCGCGAAGGCACUUAUCGGUGCUCCGCUGAUCAACACGACGCCGAUCCUGACAAAGAGGAGCGAGCUGACGGCGAUGACGACGACGACGACGACGACGACGACGACGACGACGACGACGACGACGAAUCUGAUGACAACGAGCCGGCCUUGACAUCGACCACAACCCCAUCGAGACCCACGACUGGACCUACUACACGACGCAUCAGGAGUGGCUACGACACGCGACUCGGUCACUAUGACCCGUUCGGCGUGGGCCGCUCCCUCGAUCGUGUGACUCCGGCUGAUUUGUCGGCGCCGUCGUCGACCUCUCCUCUCCCGUCCUUGUCGCCGUCACGCCCACCCCUCUUCGACGACUCGGACGAAGACGACGACGACGACGACGAAACGAGUCGCAUCUACUACCUCUCCAACACCGAUGACGAGGACGACGAGGACGAUGAUGUGCUGUGUACUCCAACCUCGGCGGGUAGCGGCCCCGUGCGCCGCGUAUCGCUCGGCCUUAUCCGCGAACCGGUCAAGACGAUGGCCGUCAACGACCCGCUCCUGUCGCCUCCACCACCGCCGAUGCCGAUUCUGGCGUUUGGUAGACAAGGGCCUAAAUCGGCUUGGCUGCCCGCGUCCCCUCUUACGACGUCCUUGGUGUCCCCCACGAUGACCCCUCCGACCCUCACGACCGCGACUUCGCCUUCGUUCCCCGCCUUUCUUUCGACGAGUCCCACCUCGAUGACGUCGUCGAUCUUGACUGCCGAACGCAGCUCAGGGGGAUGGGACGCUACUGUAUCUGGCGGUACCAUGGCCAAGCCGCUUUCUCCCGUGUCGCCGCCGCCGCCGACGACGACAUCGACGACGGCGCCCAAAGUGUCGCUGCUGACCAAGUCGCUCCGCUCCCUCGCGAUCUCGCUGCCUAAUCUGCAACUCCCCGGUCUGCGCCCACCUCGUCUCUCGCUUGAUCUCGAAGGUCUGGACGCCGGUGAGCGUGCACCCUGGAACAGGCCUCGCCGUGCAUCGUUCGGCGCUGUUGAUUCCUCGCUCGCGAUCGCGGGUGCGACUCCGAGCGUCGAGUCGUGGGCAGAGAACGCGGACGAGGUGUUGACGAUGUUCCAACUGCAAACAUUUUCGACCCCACCUUUGGCGAGCUCCGUCAACUCGCGCCAAGAUCCUGCUUCGACUUCGACCUCGGCCGACCGCUCGGCGAAGAAGAAGUCGGCGGUGCCGGUCUCGCCCGUGCCGAUUGCGCCCGCUCCGACGGUGAUGAUGCCUCGCUAUGUCUCGAACCAACGCCACUUGCUGAUGCUUUCGCUCGAGUUGGAAAUGAUGCGUCGCCACAAGAUCAGCGCGCCGUUGAGGGGCAGGGCCGUCGUCGUUCGUGCGGCGACGCCUCCGAGGGGUUCGAGUCCGAUGUCGAGCGGUGGGAGUGGGUUGAGGUGGGAGGUGAUGCCCGCUGUUUGA